This is a messenger RNA of Osmerus eperlanus (European smelt), 4746 nucleotides long. It is a transcript of the gene amigo3, whose product is annotated as adhesion molecule with Ig-like domain 3. NCBI's taxonomy places the organism in Eukaryota, Metazoa, Chordata, Actinopteri, Osmeriformes, Osmeridae. Bases 1385 to 2878 code for a protein of 497 amino acids. The record is from RefSeq and is a predicted model, not a curated record. The transcript has 2 exons. Gene Ontology annotation, molecular function: protein binding. Gene Ontology annotation, biological process: brain development. Gene Ontology annotation, cellular component: membrane.
ACACACCGCUGAGAGAGAGAGGAAGAUGAAGCACCGCUGAGAGGGAGAGGAAGACAACACGAAAGAACGCAGGAGAAAAAGAGAGGGAGAGAGAGAGAGGGAGAGAGAGAGAGGGAGAGAGAGAGAGGGAGAGAGAGAGAGGGAGAGAGAGAGAGGGAGAGAGGUAUAUAAGGAGCAGCAGGGUGCAGUGACUGCUGUGUCGCGCUGUUCCGAGGAAAACCCCAGAAGCUUGCUCUGAGCCACAACGUAGCCUGUCUGACUGAGCCACGGAGGAGAGAGAAGCAACAGCUUACACACACACACACACACACCUAUCUCCAGCUGUUUGCAGCAGGGAAGAGAGGAGGGAAACGAGAGGAGCAGAAACUUCUGUCUGAUUGGUGGACUGUGGUCAGAGGUGGGAGGACCCUGGCGGGAGCGUCUUUCUGAGACGGGGAGGCUAACCUGGAGCUGAAACCACCUGGAUGGGAUUACACUCUUCUACACCGCUCGCUUCUACAAACACUCUUGUCCACGCUAGGAAGGAGAGGAGGGAUGGUGUAUUGAUUGAGAAGGAGUGAGAAAAAGGGAGUGAGAGAAAAAAGAGGGAGUGAGAGAGAAAGAGGGAGUGAGAGAGAAAGAAAGAGAGCGAGAGAGGGAGUCAGAGAGAGAGAAGGAGCUGCUUGUGUAUGAGCGAGAAUGGAUGGGAAAUCUUAAACGCUCGUGAAAUUGACUGCGUGAUUGUGUUAAGCCAAGUGGACAGAAUGCUGACUUCUCUUAAAGCCAUCCCGUGUUCGAAGCAGAUAGGGCCCUGAGAAGAGGAGGGGACCCUGGACAAAGACACGUUCCAUCUGGGAACUGUCAGCCAGCCAUCCAGUCAGGACGGACCAAACAGCGUUUGUUGAACAGAUGAUUGAAAACACCAUGCUCUAUUUGACUUGAAGAACUAAACACACAACCAGAGGAGCUGAAUGUUUGCGCCUACUUAAAAAAUAUCUAUAAUUUUUGAAAGGUGAGUUGUUAGAUUAUUUUUUUUAUUAUCACGGCUUCUCCUCCACGUGAGUCGCAGUCCUAGCAACCGGUCGGACAGAACGGGACGUUGCCGUGGCGUUUAUGGACUCCGUGGAGUAUGGCCGUGGCUUGCAGCAGAGUAAGUCGUCCUGCCAGCGUCAGUUCUCAGCUGUAAACCCUAGAGAGGAAUCUCCACAGUGACACCAUCCAGCUUCAGAGAAACUGAACUCCUGAGGAAGUCACUGUCUUCUGAGCUCUGACUGAUGGAGUUGAAUCAGAUCUCUCUUCUCUCCCCGUGUUGACUGAGGAUCUAAUCACCAACGCUUUACAACCUCACGCAACCCUGCGGAGAUCUGGCUGCACAUCCCCUACCCACAGUCCUCCUCUCGGCGCCAUGGCCCGUGCCGGUGGCAUGCCUGCGCCUCUGGUGUUGAUAGGCUACUUCCUGUUCCUCCCCCUGCUGCGAUUGGCCGAGGCCAGUUGUCCGUCUCCCUGCGUGUGCGCCUCGGACAUCUUGAGCUGCAGCGCGGCUGGUCUGAAGCUCCUCCCCUCCCCGCUGCCUCCCUCCACCGCCACCCUGGACCUCAACCACAACCUGCUGGUCGCCUUGGUGCCCGGUGCCUUCUCCUCCCUGCCCCGCCUCCACACCCUCCGCCUGGCUCACAACCGCCUCAGCAGGCUGGAGCCAAGAACCUUCCAGAACGCCAGCCUGGGUCUCCGGCACCUGGACCUCUCGUCCAAUCAGCUGGAUCUGCUGGAUCGGCACUGGUUCCUGGAGUUGCCAGGGUUACAGGAGCUCCUGCUUUUCAACAACCACAUUGUCAAGGUGGAGAGUCUGGCGUUGGCUGGUCUGGGUAUGCUCAGACAGCUCUAUCUCAGCCACAACUUUCUCACCGAGUUCCCCUUCUCGUCCAUCCAGAAGGACACCCACCCCUACCUGUCCACCCUGGACCUGUCCUCCAAUCAGCUGCUCCAGCUGCCCCUGGACGAGAUCUCCGCCCUGCCUGCCACCCUCCAGAGUGCCCUCUACCUCCACAACAACACGCUGACCUGCGACUGCUCCAUGUACGGCCUGUUCCGCCACUGGGAGCAACAAGACUUCGGCUCGGUGAAAGACUUCCGCAGGGAGCACACCUGCCGGCUGUAUGGGGACCGGCGCGCCUCGGUUCGCUUCCUGGAGCACGGGGGCUCCUUCGGGAACUGCAGCCUGCCCCCCGCCGAGCAGCAGGGGGCGGCAGAGAGCAGCCUGCAGGGGUACGUGGGAGACGCCCUCCUCCUGGACUGCGUGACCCGGCUGAGAGGUCGCGACCUCCACUACCUGUGGGUGCUGCCCCAGCAGGCGUACGUGGCGGCGCCGGGCAACGACAACGGCUCGCUGCGCGUGUUUGCCAACGGCUCCCUGGAGAUCCUGUCGGUGAGGGCUGAGGACUCGGGCGUGUACCUGUGCAUGGUGCAGGACCGGGGCCGCCAGCGCAACGAGACGUGGGAGGUGAACGUGACGGUGGCGCUGCGGGGGCAGGAGGCGGAGCCCUUCAACACGGGCUUCACCACCCUGCUGGGCUGCGUGGUGAGCCUGCUGUUGGUGCUCAUGUACCUCUACCUGACCCCCUGUCGCUGCUGCUGCCGCAAGACCCCCGCCCCGGCCGCCAACACCCCCAGCCCCGGCAACGAGGCCAGCGCACAGUCCUCCAUCCUCACCCCCACCCCGCCCGCCACCACAGAGGGGCCGGGCCGCAAGGUCAGUAACAACAAGCAUGUGGUCUUUCUGGAGCCAAUCAGAGAGCAGAAUGGCCGGCUUAGGGCGGAGCCCCCCAAGCUCCUCCAAUCGCAGCGAGGGGACACAGACUCCAUCAUCUCAGUGUUCUCAGACACACCCAUCGUGCCAUAGCACCCAACAGCCAUCACCUCCUCGUACUCCUCCUACUCCUCCUCACCCACCUCCUCCCCCCCCCCCCCGACCUCACCCACUCCUCCUCACUGCCUGCUGGGGAGGUCGCUGAGUUACUGAGCCUCAAAGCAGCACAGAGAGAUGGAGGGAAGGGAGGAGAGACUGGGAGGAGAGAGACAAGGAGCGAGAGAUGAGGAGACUCCUAGGUCAGGCGAUACAGGACCCUGGAGGUAUGCAGGAGAAGGUUGGUGCGAUCAGGUCAACGGGGGAAAACAGCCUCUAAACAACCAGACUCACAGCACAGAGCUCCUUUCUGCACAGCAUGACCCUUUAGACAGAUAUACAGUACACACACACACACACACACACACACACACACAGGUACAGUACAGCUACUGAUACAUCUAAUGUUACAGUACAGCUACAGCACAGCACUGCUAUAAUGACUGCUACAGCUACAGUACAGCUACAGCACAGCACUGCUAUAAUGACUGCUACAGCUACAGUCCAGCUACAGCACAGCACUGCUAUAAUGACUGCUACAGCUACAGUACAGCUACAGCACAGCUAUAAUGACUGCUACAGCUACAGUACAGCUACAGCACAGCACUGCUAUAAUGACUGCUACAGCUACAGUACAGCUACAGCACAGCACUGCUAUAAUGACUGCUACAGCUACAGUACAGCUACAGCACAGCACAGCUAUAGAGACUGCUACAGCUACAGUCCAGCUACAGCACAGCACAGCUAUAAUGACUGCUACAGCUACAGUCCAGCUACAGCACAGCACUGCUAUAGAGACUGCUACAGCUACAGUACUGAUGUAGCUACUGUCACAGUACAGCUACAUCACAGAUACAGUACUGCUCCCGCUCUGGCUAAAGCUACUGAUACAGCUAAUGCUAAAGAACUGCUAUAAUUACUGUAACAGUGAAGCUACUGAUACAGCUAAUGCUAAAGAACUGCUAUAAUUACUGUAACAGUGAAGCUACUGAUACAGCUAAUGCUAAAGAACUGCUAUAAUUACUGUAACAGUACAGCUACGGUACUGCUACAACCUAGCUUGGCCUGGACCAGGCUGACCACCACCAUCACCACCACGCACGCGCACACACACACACACACACACACACACACACACACACAUCAACAUUCUUGUCUGAAGAGCGGCAAGCCUUCAGCUCAUGCAACUUUGAAACCCCCCGUUUUCCCAGCUAGCGAGCUUGGCGGCGGUAGCGCCUGCACCGAGACAGCAGACCCCGGAAGCCUGGAGGAACGGCGCGGAGAAGCAGGGCUGACACAAUGGGAGGAAGCUCUUAGCGGGUAUAAAUAGACCAGGGAGAGAGCGUGAGCUGGGGGGCCCCCCCACCUGGACCCCCCGCUGGGUGGACAUACUUUGAUCGAACGUCUGAAACGUUAGUGAACGGAAUAAAAGCCUUUUGGGUAAUCGUGUGAAGCGCUGACGAGAUGGAGGAUGAAUUUGGACCUUGGUGCCAGAUUGAUCUCUCAUCUAAUUCAGGGGAGGGGGGGGAGGGUGCAGUGUUGUUUCAGGAUGGACACAGGGCGGUGUUUGUUGUUGACGUGUCGGCCAUGUUGGAUAUGAGCUGGAGCCCUUGAAUUAGAACUUUGUAUGCUGCACAUCUAGUAUGCUGCACAUCUACGCCAAUAGAUGUGACCUAUUGGAUACGGACUGUGUUGAACAAAGACUCACUGUAUGGAUGGAUGGGACAAUCUAAAAGGUCAAUUUUGUUUUUCUAUCCUCCUCAACACCCCCCCCCCUCCCCUGCUCGCACUGUCCCUCUGUCCCUUACGCUCACCCUCUCGAUUGAUGUCUUAAUAAAUCCUUCAACUUGGACUGUCUAGAACAA